AUGUCGUUUGGAGCUAAGGCUGCUGAACGUUUAGCCAACAAGGUUAUUUUAAUCACUGGUGCCUCGUCAGGCAUUGGGUCGGCAACUGCUAGAGAAUUAGCUGCCGCUGCAAAUGGUAACCUUAAACUUAUCUUGACUGCUAGAAGGGAGGACAGGUUAAAAAAAUUAUCCAGUCUGUUAAUGAACGAUUUCCCAUCACUUAAAAUACACUCUGCUAAACUAGAUGUUUCCGUUACCAAUUCAAUCAAGCCAUUUAUCAGUGGCCUACCAGGAGAGUUUUCAGAUAUUGAUGUUUUAAUCAAUAAUGCAGGUAAAGCAUUAGGAAAGGAUGAAAUCGGUGAGAUAAAGGAAGAAGAUAUUCAGGGGAUGUUUCAGACUAAUGUUUUAGGGUUGAUUGGAUUGACACAAGCUGUCAUUCCUUUAUUCAAGAAAAAGAAUAGCGGAGAUAUUGUGAAUAUCGGUUCGGUAGCUGGGAGAGAAACCUACCCUGGAGGCGGUGUCUAUUGUGCGACCAAAGCUAGUGUCAAGUACUUUUCUCAAGUGUUAAGAAAGGAAUUAAUAAACACCAAAAUUAGAGUUCUUGAAGUUGAUCCAGGUGCUGUAAACACUGAAUUUUCUUUAGUUAGAUUUUAUGGUGACAAAGCUAAAGCUGAUGAAGUAUACGAAGGGGUUGAACCCCUUUUAGGCGAAGAUAUCGCUGAAGUUAUUGUCUUCGGUCUUACUAGAAAGCAAAAGACAGUUAUUGCUGAGACUUUAGUUUUCCCGACUUACCAAGCAGGAUCAGCUAACAUUCAUAAAGGCCCUCUUGAAUAA
Messenger RNA from Debaryomyces fabryi, 813 nucleotides. RefSeq names its product oxidoreductase. The record is from RefSeq and is a predicted model, not a curated record. Gene Ontology annotation, molecular function: oxidoreductase activity. Bases 1 to 813 code for a protein of 270 amino acids. The transcript has a single exon. Gene Ontology annotation, cellular component: cytosol. NCBI's taxonomy places the organism in Eukaryota, Fungi, Ascomycota, Pichiomycetes, Serinales, Debaryomycetaceae.